This is a messenger RNA of Armigeres subalbatus, 2520 nucleotides long. RefSeq names its product exocyst complex component 6-like. The transcript has 3 exons. The record is from RefSeq and is a predicted model, not a curated record. Gene Ontology annotation, cellular component: membrane; exocyst. Gene Ontology annotation, biological process: exocytosis; intracellular protein transport; Golgi to plasma membrane transport. NCBI's taxonomy places the organism in Eukaryota, Metazoa, Arthropoda, Insecta, Diptera, Culicidae. The coding region runs from base 131 to 2416 and encodes 761 amino acids.
AUGUUACGCGAGACUUCAUUAAAGAAAAAAUUCCAAAAAUUCACAACAAUCAACAUUUUAAUUUUGAAGUUUGUUGUGCAGUAAAAAAUCUUCAUAAAAAGUGAUCUGCUGUCUUGUAAACCUUGUAAAAAUGGCCAACAUUUCGAUGCAGGACAUUGAAGCGGUGGACGACUAUUGGGGGCCGACGUUUCGUACGAUUUUGGAAGGAAAUUCGCACGACCAAAUUUCCGAACAGCUCGAGUCGCGCAUUCGGUCCCACGACAAGGACAUUGAACGGAUCUGUAAUCUGUACUACCAGGGCUUCAUCGAUUCUAUCCGGGAGCUACUGCUGGUGAAAUCGCAAGCGCAGAGUUUGAACCAGGAGGUGCAAGCCCUGGACGAUGGCCUGGCGAAAGCUUCGGCCGGGGUGAUUGCCAAAGGUAACGAUUUGGUCAAGGCCCGGAAGGUGGAGGGAAACAUUGCCGGCGCAAUCGAGGGACUGUCCAGCUGCUUGCCGGUGCUGGAGUGCUACUCGAAGCUGUUGAAACAGGUGCGAGAGAAGCGGUACUACCCGGCGCUGAAGACGUUGGAGGUGCUGGAAAAUGAAUACUUGCCGAAGGUGUCCGGGUACCGAUUUUCGCAGCAAAUGCGGGAGACCAUUCCGAAGUUGAAGGAGAAUAUUAAAAAGUCGUCGGAGGAGGAUUUUCGGGAAUUUUUGGAGAAUAUUCGCAAGUUUUCGCCACGGAUCGGUGAGAUCGCAAUGAAGCAUACGAAGGAGCUGCAGAAGCGAGAUUUGGACACGAUCAUUGCAGAAUACAAACAGAUGUCGCUGAAUGGGGAGUGCGUUGAUGACGAGGAAGAUGUAAACGCCCAGGAUCUAAUUGAUUUUUCUCCUAUAUAUCGCUGUUUGCACAUUUAUACGGUGCUGAAUGAUAAGGAGUAUUUCGAGAAGGACUAUCGAAAACAGAGGAGAGAUCAGGCUAAAUUGGUGCUGCAGGCACCGCAAACCAUGCAUGACAAUUUAGAAGCUUAUAAGACGUACAUUUAUUCAAUAGUAGGAUUUUUCGUAGUAGAAGACCACGUUAUGAACACUGGCGGAGAGAUUGUAACACAAACAUAUCUGGACGAUUUGUGGUCUUCGUCUUUGACCAGAGCCGUGAACGUUUUGAGCAUGUCAUCGUCGUCCUGCACGGACCCUAACAUUCUACUUCGAAUCAAAAACCUAAUUAUGCUUAGCAUUACAACCUUGAAGAACUAUGGAUACACUGUUUCGCAGCUCUGGGACUUGCUGCUGGAAAUGCGGGAUCACUACAACGAAGUCUUACUCCAACGGUGGGUCAACGAGUUUCGAGACAUUUUGGACAAGAGUGAUUUCUUACCGCUGGAAGCACUCACACAGGAAGAAUACGAUGCAGUUUUGGAACGAUUUCCUUUCCAUUCGGAACAGCUGGAGGCCCAACCGUUUCCGAAAAAGUUUCCAUUCUCGCGUAUGGUUCCAGAGGUGUACCACCAAGCAAUGGAAUUUAUGUACGCUUGCAUGAAGUUCUCUGAGGAGCUUACCCUUUCUCCGAACGAGAUUGCUGCCAUGGUUCGAAAGGCGGCCAAUUUGUUGCUCACGCGCAGCUUUAGCGGAUGUUUGUCGGCUGUGUUCCGCAGUCCCAGUUUGGCGCUGAUGCAGGUCAUUCAGAUCAUUAUCGAUACUCAGUAUCUGGAGAAGGCAGGGCCGUUCUUGGAUAGUUUCGUGUGCAAAAUGACCGGAACCAGUCAAAAUGUGACGCAAACACCGUCGGCGAUGUUUCAGGUGGCCCGCUCGGAAGCCGAACAGCAAGUGUCGACCAAGCUAUGUUCCAAACUGGAUGAAUUUUUCGAAGAGCUUGAAGGAUACGAUUGGCUGCUGCCGGAAAGCUACGGCCAUGCGUCGCCAUUCGUGACGGAUAUGAUUGCCUUUCUGCAGAGUACAUUUCAAAGCUUUUCCUACAUCUUACCGGGUGUUGCGCAGGCCGCCUGUCGAAAAGCUUGCGAGCACGUUGCCACACGGAUCUACAAGUUGAUCCUGUCGGAGGAAAUCAAACAGAUUUCUGGCGGAGCUCUGGAUCAAAUAAACCUGGACCUAAUGCAGUUCGAGUUGUUUGCCGCGUCGGAUCCGGUACCCGGCCUGCGAGAAGGAGACCUAUCGAAAUAUUUUGCGGAGAUCAGACAACUGCUGGACUUGUUGAUUUCGGAGGAUUGGAGCGCAUAUCUUCACGAUUUUGGCAAAGAUGAAAACCGAUACUCUUUGGUGCAUCCAUCAACGAUUAUUGUGGUGCUGGAAAAGCUGAGGGAAGCGGACAAAAAGUCAAUGCUUUCGUUGAUGAAAUCCAAGUCGGAAAGAGACAAAAAGAAACUUCUGGAAACGGUUCUACGCCAGCUAAAGCAAUUAGCUGAGAGACAGAACUGAAAAGUUUUGGAUUCAACUUCCAACAUUGAUUAGUAUUAGACGAACGAUUAUUUAUUAGAAAUGUAAUUCCGAUCAUAAUAAAGAAACCAUAAUCUACGAAUCAA